UGCAGGAUAGGGAAGCAGUUUGAGCUCACCCUGCUGCUGCAGAGUGUGGUGAUGAUCCUCACCAUGUUUGCCAUGCUCCACCUCUGCUGUACGGUCCAAAACACAAACCGAGUGAGCACCAAGCAACACCGACUCUCAGACUUGGACUUUCGCUACUUCUGGAAGUGGAGCGCGUUCGAGGACUACCUGCUCUUCUGCUUCGGCUUCACCGUGCUGUGUGCCAUCGUCACCCUGCUGCUGCUGGACUCUGUCAUGUUUGUGGAGACGCUGGGCUCCCUGGCCGUGAUGUUUGAGGCCAUGCUGGGCCUCCCGCAGCUGCUGCAAAACUUCCACAACCGCUCCACCAAAGGCAUGAGUGUGAAGAUGGUGCUGCUGUGGACGGCCGGGGACGUCUUCAAGACCACCUACUUCGUGAUGAACGAAAGCCCGUCUCAGUUUUGGGUUUGCGGGUCAGUUCAGAUCAUAAUUGACGUGGUCAUCCUGCUGCAGGUCCUUUUAUACAGCCAAGACACACGGGUCAAACUAGGUUGAACAUGGCUGUAGCUUUGGGCAACGUAGGAACCCAGGGCCUGUGUGUAAAUUUCAAUGAGUCUAAGUUGAUUCAUUUAUCAUAGGAGACAUUUAGCUUCAAGAACACAGGCAAAACCAACGUUGAUAUAUACAGUGUACAUAUAUGGGAUCAUCAGACCCAAAUGAUUUACCUUCAAGUGCAAUGAAGCAAACCGUUUUAGCCUUGAUCAAACUAGUUAGCAUUUUCAGUCAAGCACUAAUAACCACACCUUUGCCUUUAACUUUUUAAGACAAGGCAGCACUUUGGAGCAUUUUUAGCAUUUUAUACUAUUUAUUUAUUUGUUCUCUGUUACAUUACUUGGAUCCUGAAGGGUACUGCACAUGGAAACUGUAACAUUACUCACAUUGGCAGCUCACUGACAGCAGAUCGGUGCUGUUGUACUGGCAGCUGCAGCAACCAGUCCUGCACCGGUAGCCCUGCACUGGAAUCUCCUGCUUGACUGAUGAGGCUCCCAGUUCACACUACACACUUCACUGAACUGUUCUCAUGAUACAUAGUGUGUAUGUGUUUGGGUGCGGCAUACUUGCUGGUGUGUUUGUGCAGCCAAAAUAGAUUUUUGCACCAAGCCAAGGCCACAGCACGUACACCAAGUAAUUGUAAAUACACAGGACAUCAAUCUGUGUGUUAUGACUCUGCUUAGUGGUUUAAUUGAGAAGCCAUGCAGGUCUUUCACAGGAUAUGAAAACAGUAUAAGGAAAAUAGUGAAAACAUGUGGCCAUGCUGCAAUGCUUUGCACUGCACCUCAGUCACAAAAUAUUUUGUAGACACCAAAGAACAUGUCAGACUUCAGAUCAAAAUAUGUAAUGUAAUGUACCAGUAUUACUGAAUAUUUGUGGCAUUGUCGUUUAUAUCACAUAGUCUUCGUCCCAUUACUUGUCAUUGUUACCUCUCUAUCUACUCAUUCUGUCAUGUCUUUUUUGCUCUUCCAAAAAGCGCUCUUGUUCUUUGAGACAGUGAAAUAAUUACCCGUAAGCAUUCUGGAUAAUUAACAUUACAUUAAUUAACAUAAUCAGCAGGAAUAUAACAGUGUGUUUUACCUUGAUCGCUUAUUGAAGACAUUUAAUACCCACUGCAGUUCUCUGACUCUAAAGCGAGCAAUACUUGGAAAUGAAAUGUAACCAAGCGAGACUUAAUUUCAUGCUUAAAGAAAUUGGUUUGGAGAUUGGUGUGGGGUAAAAUCUUAUAUUACAUUUUUUUAAAGGAAGACCCUCCCCUUCAUUAUUAAUAUUUCCUUUUGACCCUCCCUUUGAAUGAAAAAAAGAAAAAGCACCCUCCCCCCAAUAUUUCAAAAUAUUUGAACAAUAGUAAACCGGUACAACUUGUUUAAUUGUUUACCCUAAAUUAAAGGAGCACUGUGUAGAAUCUAGGGGGAUCUUUUAGCAGAAAUGGAAUAUAAUAUUCACAACUAUGUUUUCUAAAGUGUAUAAUCCCCUGGCACUAAGAAUCAACUGUGUGUUAGCUUAUAGAAUGAGCCCGUCAUAUCUACAAAGGGAGCGGGUCCCAUCACGGAGUACGCCAUGUUGCACCGCCGUGUUUCUAGAGUAGCCCAGAACGGACAAACCAAGCCCUGGCUCUAGAGAGGGACUUUCACAUGUUUACAUUACCUGAAGGCCACCGUAGUUCGCCGACACGCUUGGAAAGGGAAGGGUGAGUGACCUGAUGUCCAGUUACUUGCGAUCUGCGACCUCACUGCUAGAGGCCACUAAAUCCUACUCACUUUAAUACUUUAAAUAUUUAUGAUAUUAUACUGUAGCCACCAAUGCACACAUUAGAAGUGCGACUGGAAAUUGACAAAUUUAUUGAGUCCCUCUCUAUUUUUUUUAAAAGGCUAGUAGUAAAUAACUUGUUACCUCUCCCAUUGGGUGACUUGGGCCCUGGAGGCAGCUCUGAGGGACUUGAGCUGUAAUAUCUUUAACCCACCCCAUAUUCCAAAAAAAAAAAAUAAAAAAUAUAUAU
Messenger RNA from Anarrhichthys ocellatus (wolf-eel), 2527 nucleotides. Its product is annotated as solute carrier family 66 member 2. The transcript has 3 exons. Gene Ontology annotation, cellular component: trans-Golgi network; endosome. Lineage: Eukaryota; Metazoa; Chordata; Actinopteri; Perciformes; Anarhichadidae. The record is from RefSeq and is a predicted model, not a curated record. Gene Ontology annotation, biological process: phospholipid translocation; retrograde transport, endosome to Golgi. The annotation marks the transcript as partial.